This is a messenger RNA of Impatiens glandulifera, 1187 nucleotides long. Its product is annotated as helicase-like transcription factor CHR28. The transcript has 4 exons. The coding region runs from base 637 to 948 and encodes 103 amino acids. The record is from RefSeq and is a predicted model, not a curated record. Lineage: Eukaryota; Viridiplantae; Streptophyta; Magnoliopsida; Ericales; Balsaminaceae.
CUUUCCCUUUCCCCCGACCGAGUUACACUUCCCCUUCUUCUUCUCCCAAGCCGGGAUCCGCUGCGCACGACAACACUCGACUCCCCCUCGAGCCCAAGCCCCAGCCGGACGAUCGCCAACCCCGGCGACGCUGAGCUUCCUCAGGAUCCACCUGAGGAUGCGGUUGUAACAGUAUGCGGGCAUAUAUUUUGCUAUCAGUGUGUUUCAGAAUAUUUAACUGGAGAUGACAACACAUGUCCUGCCCCUAGAUGCAAAAAGCAACUUAGUACCCACAGAGUAUUCUCCAAAGCUACCUUAAUUAAUUGUAUUUCAGAAAAAACUGAGAGAUUCUGUGGACAAAUCCCAUUUUCGAGAGACAUCUAAUGUCAUGAAGAACGAUUUCACUUCAGCUAAAAUAAAGGUUGUUCUCGACAUUCUUCAAUCACGUCAUAAGACAGAGCCUUCUGAAAUGAUUGAUGAUCCGAAGAUCCAAUACCUGGGUAGUUCUUCUUCUGAUGCUGGAAGACCAAUAAAGACAAUAAUUUUCUCUCAGUGGACAAGCAUGUUGGAUUUGGUUGGCCAUGCACUGGACCAGUCUGAUAUAGAAUUCAGGAGGCUUUAUGGGAGGUUUCAAGAGAUAGGGCUGAGAUAACGGUAAUGGUGAUGUCACUAAAGGCUGGAAACCUUGGGUUGAAUAUGAUGUCUGCUUGUCAAGUUAUCCUUUUGGAUUUGUGGUGGAAUCCAGCUACAGAAGACCAGGCAAUUGAAAGAGCUCAUAGAAUUGGACAGACGCUGCCAGUUACAGUAUUUCGCCUAACUAUUAAAGACACGGUUGAAGAUCGGAUUUUGACUCUCCAGGACGAGAAGAGGAAAAUGGUUGCAUCUGCCUUUGGUGAAGAUCAAGUUGGUGCAUCUGCAACUCGGCUAACAGUGGAAGAUCUCAAUUACAUUUUCCUUGGCAGAACGUAAUAUUAUUCAACUGUCUUCACUUAUCAUAUUUUGAAUGUGUUAUUUUGGCAGAAAAAAAGAAGUCGAAAGCACAUUAGUCAUGUUGUCUUGAAAGUUAAUUAUAAUGGCUACACUUGAUGCUUAGAAUUGUUUUUUAGUCCCCAUCAAAUGCACCUUAAAAGAUGUAUAUAGCAAGGUAGUCAUGUUUAAGUUAUUAUUUUUUUCUUGUUGCUCAAUAUACAUAGUUCAAACUUAUAUUA